Molecule: messenger RNA, 582 nt
Organism: Aureobasidium pullulans EXF-150
Lineage: Eukaryota; Fungi; Ascomycota; Dothideomycetes; Dothideales; Saccotheciaceae
Exons: 3
Coding region: 1-582 (193 amino acids)
Source: RefSeq, a predicted model, not a curated record
AUGUAUUUAUCUUGCCAUGACGACACAAAGUUCUCGGGAGUCGUGACUUCCUGUCGAUUUCUUCAUCCUCAGUAUCAUCGCCACAACGACCGGAGCAGUCUUCGGUCUACCCCAGGGCUGUCUCGACGAUUACUACGCACGAUCCAACAUAUCGUGUGCCAUCCCAUCCAUCGUAUCGACAGCACAAGAAACAAUUACUACGAUUUCAACUCUCCCUCCCGGAGUCACGCCGCCUCACCAGGGAGCCCCAGAAUCCAGUCUUCCCCAGUCGUGGGUAAAGUGGACAAGACCACCUCCGCCUCGAUGGCCCUCCGCAAGAUCUUCACGAAAGUUUGGUGGUCCACUCUCGUGCACGGCAAGCAAGCACAACCAGUGCCAUCAAAUUUCUUCACGGGCGGCAAUCAAAUCCAUCGACCUCAAGACGUCCGAUUGCACACCCUCGCAGCAUCUACUGCAAUCCUCAAAGCCCGUCCUCAACAGAGUAUGACGCUUGAUGAAGUGCACGAAUCCCUCCAGGGGUCGAUGGACGAAAUCCGUACCGAGAUCGUCAAGAGCAAGGGCAAGUGGUACAACACUUUGUAG